UCAAACUCCUAAAAUUAUUAUAGAUGGGGUUUUUAAUAAAUCAGUAUCCAAACCAAUUAAUCUUCAUCCAGGAUAUGAUUUGGAAUAUGUCAAAAAAUAUUAUAUGGAAUGUGGUAGUUAUAACUAUAAUCGUAUUGAAAAUAUGUACAAACUAGAAAAAAGAUACGAUGAUUUAGCUAUUAUUAGACCUCGUUAA
This is a messenger RNA of Racocetra persica, 196 nucleotides long. The record is from the annotation of a GenBank genome assembly. NCBI's taxonomy places the organism in Eukaryota, Fungi, Glomeromycota, Glomeromycetes, Diversisporales, Gigasporaceae.